Messenger RNA from Danio aesculapii, 1343 nucleotides. It is a transcript of the gene mitd1, whose product is annotated as MIT, microtubule interacting and transport, domain containing 1. Gene Ontology annotation, cellular component: midbody. Gene Ontology annotation, biological process: midbody abscission. The record is from RefSeq and is a predicted model, not a curated record. Lineage: Eukaryota; Metazoa; Chordata; Actinopteri; Cypriniformes; Danionidae.
ACAGGAAGCGUGUAAACAGGCAGUAGCGUCUGAUUCAAAGCAGAAUAUUUCUCUCGUAAAGUUGUUUUCGCAGUUGAAUACAGUCGACGUCACAUUCUUUUAAUUCAUUUUAACUAAAUAAAUGCGUGUUUCCAUUGAUUAGCGUAACAUUAAACUACAAAAGCCUACAAAUCUGAAUGUUUUGAUUUGUUGAAUGGCGUUGCUAAAGGUGAGCUUUUAAUGAUUACUGGCAGCAGAGCAGUCAUCAUCAGUGUUGUUGACAGGGGCUCAUGGCUCAGGAUCUGCUGCCGGGUGUGGAGAGCUCCGCCGUGUCCGUGCUGAAGAGAGCCGUACAACUCGACCACUGCUCCCGCUCAGAGGCUCUGGUCUGCUAUCAGGAGGGCAUUCAGCUGCUGCUGGACGCUGUAAAAGAUGAAGCGAAGAAGAUGCACUACAGAGAGAAGAUCAAAGGCUACAUGGAAAGAGCAGAACAGAUCAAGGAGCACACCAACAAGCUGAAAGAAGAGGGUAAAUACCACGAGCAGAUAAAGAUAGCAGACAGCUCCACUGGUUUCAGCUACGAAUCCCUCUUCAAGCCGUACAUCACAGAUGGACUGACUGAAGUCUGGGUGGAAGACCCAUAUGUACGGCACGUCCAUCAGUUGUAUAAUUUCCUCCGUUUCUGUGAGAUGUUGCUGAAAUGUCCCUCUACAGUGAAGACCAUUCACCUUCUGACCUCACAAGAUGAGGACAGUUCCGCUCAGCAAAGCAAUGCUCUGGCAGAAAUGAAGCAGUCCCUACUUAGUAAAGAUAUCUGUCUGGACAUUCAGUUCUCCUCUACGAUUCAUGACCGAGAGAUCAGGUUUAACAACGGUUGGAUUAUUAAGAUCGGCAGGGGACUCGAUUAUUUCAAGAAAUCAAAGGGUCGCUUCUCUGUUGGAUAUUGUGACUAUGAUUUGAGAGAGUGUCAUGAGACUACAGUUGACAUUUUUCAUACCAAACACACCAAGAAGACCUAAUUUUGCAUGCGAAAGCUUUUCCACUGCCUGACAUAUUUAUGGGACUUCAUAUGCAAUCCGCACGCCUACGUAGAUGACUGGAAAUGUGCCUUUUGAUCCCAUUUUAAGCUUUUAAAAGAUGCAAGAGAACUGAUUUAAUUACUUUUACAUGCUCCAAUCUGAAUUGCAGGGGAAUAUGCAGAGGCUUUUGUGAAUUAUAUGAGCUCUUUUUUUAUUAAAGCGUUAAUUCACACACAAAAAAAAAAUGACCAUUUCCGCACUAUUUACUGUCCCUUAAGUGGUUAUAAACCUUUGUUUCCUUCUUUUGUUGAACACAAAAGAUGAUGUUUUUAAGAAAGCUGAAAA